Molecule: messenger RNA, 1109 nt
Organism: Suillus fuscotomentosus
Lineage: Eukaryota; Fungi; Basidiomycota; Agaricomycetes; Boletales; Suillaceae
Product: class II aldolase/adducin domain-containing protein
Exons: 7
Coding region: 270-1109 (279 amino acids)
Cellular component (GO): cytoskeleton
Molecular function (GO): actin filament binding
Source: RefSeq, a predicted model, not a curated record
GUCUGUCCUUGAUAGAGAAAGCCGUAGCCUCCCGCCAUAGAGGUCUGUCCUUGGUUCCCUUGCAGUCCUUCCCGUUACAUUGGGCGUUACGAUGGCUCUUUUGCCUUGGUGUUCAAUGCCUAGGCUAGUCACGGGCUUAGUGCCGUACUAGUAUUUGUGGCAAGUCGGAUCUUUUGUGAUGAUGAUGACAAUGAAGAAGCUUGCCAGCGCUUGCUGGCAGGGUCAAAUAUAAGUACCAGAACUCCGUUUGAAAUCCCACAUCUACUACUAUGGCCGCACCAUUGAAAGACGCCAGCAAGCUUGAUAUUUGGAAAAGUAGCAGACCGAUUGCUCCCACGUUUUCUGACCCGCUCGAACAUCGGGCGUUCCUGAAAUUCCGCUUGGCUCAAGCAUAUCGUAUCUUUGGAAAGUAUGGUUAUGAUGAAGGCGUUGCUGGACAUAUCACUGUCCGGGACCCGAUCAGACCAGAUUGUUACUGGGUCAACCCCUGGGGCGUUCACUUCAAGCUCAUACAGCCUGAGGACCUCCUCCUCGUGGACCACGGAGGGAAGAUACAAGAAAACGAAUCUGGACCCUCCCGGUGGCUCAACCGGGCCGCGUACAUGAUCCAUUCAGCGGUUCAUGAAGCUCGCCCAGAUGCUAUCUGCGCUGCGCAUUCGCAUACUACGUAUGCUAAGGCGUUUAGCGCUCUUGGGAUACCCCUUGAUCCCCUUACUCAGGACAGCUGUGCAUUUUAUGAGGAUCAUACUCUGUAUAGCCAAUUUCGUGGCAUCGUCGAUGACCGCGAGGAAGGUCUGGCUAUAGCCAAUGCUCUGGGUUCGAAGAAGGCUGUCAUCCUCCAGAACCACGGGAUCCUCGUUGCCACCAAGUCGAUUGAAUCUACCGUUUUCUUCUUCAUCUCUUUGGAAAAGUGCUGCAAGGUCCAAAUGGUAGUGGACCAGGCCGCCACGGCUCGUGGACUUAAACCGCGUCUUAUUGACCCAGCAAGUGCGGUCCAGACAUGGGAACGCCUUGGGUCUGAGAUGGGGGGCUGGUUUAAUGGGAUUCCCGAGUUUCAGCUCUUGGAGCACGAAGAAGGAAAGAGAUUCGAGUAUGUUCCUGCACCCUAG